CAGCAUUAUCGACGGCGUUGAUGUGCGGAUUCCUGAAGGGGUUAGCACUUCACGGCCAUCUGGGCGUCCCAAAAAACGAUUGACCGAACAACAUCUUAGAACCCGUGCCAACGUCUACCGCGCCCUGGGUCAGUUCGGACUGAAUUUACUCCAGCGCGGAGGUGAAUGCAUCAAAGAAAACCCCAAAUUGCUGAAUCGUAAACGGGAUGUGGCUUUCUCUGAUCAAGCAAAGGAUUUCGGCUCGAUGUUUCAACUGAGCCUCCGUUCAUUCCUUCGACAACUUGUGGAGUCAGAUCUGAGUGAGGCUGGUUCCUCCACUCUGUCGGCAGACACCGACAACACGGAAGACAGUCGGUCACCAGCCCCUCCUACUUCAGUAGAGGUCUACGUGGACAUGCUGGCUACCUGUCCGACAACGUACGAAAGCGCUGUACCCGUGUUCCGUAUGAUAUCACAUUGUCUCAACCAGGCUGAACAAUACUACACCAUCAGUGAACACUGUUCAGAUGCGGUUGCCUUGGGACAGCAGCGAAGCAAAGCGUAUCUGUUGAUGUCUGGUUUCGAAUCGUCCGAGGCCAGGCAGAUUGAAUUCACCAGUCUUGUCAAAAGCUCGCCUUUUAAGAACCGGUUUUUCGUCCGGCUUUUUGUCCUCAUGUGCGUUUCUGUCAUCGAUCGUCUUAUUGUUAUACCUUGUGGAACAGUCGUUCCGGAUAAUGUUCCACAUGUGUCUUUCUCUGCAGCAAAGGAUUUCGGCUCGAUGUUUCAACUGAGCCUCCGUUCAUUCCUUCGACAACUUGUGGAGUCAGAUCUGAGUGAGGCUGGUUCCUCCACUCUGUCGGCAGACACCGACAACACGGAAGACAGUCGGUCACCAGCCCCUCCUACUUCAGUAGAGGUCUACGUGGACAUGCUGGCUACCUGUCCGACAACGUACGAAAGCGCUGUACCCGUGUUCCGUAUGAUAUCACAUUGUCUCAACCAGGCUGAACAAUACUACACCAUCAGUGAACACUGUUCAGAUGCGGUUGCCUUGGGACAGCAGCGAAGCAAAGCGUAUCUGUUGAUGUCUGGUUUCGAAUCGUCCGAGGCCAGGCAGUGUUGCAUGCACAAACGACGAGUGGAUGUGCUGGAGACCAUUCUUCGUCCUCUGAGCCGAAAACACUAUCUCAUGCUUUGUCGACAGCUGAUGUUCGAACUGGCUGAAGCCCUAACUACGAUGAGGGAUUUGAAGCAACGAGCUUAUGAGGAGGUUCGCCAGGCCAAAACGGAGUCGGCCCUGCACUAUGCUCGAAAAGCCAAUUCUCUGGCCAAACGGGCACUCGCUUUCUACCAACAGCUGAUCAACUCGUAUGCUCGCCCGAACCAACUAUGCCACACUCUAUCUGAGGAUGAGAUUCGACCGCUCAUGUUGGCACACUUCUAUUCUGCUCGGCUUCACUCGAAAUUGUUCCCAGCCACACGCGAAGACCGAGUGCAGAAUUUGUCCAAAGCACUCAGUCAGUACAACUACGUGGUCUCCCUGGUCGAAGCGCACCUCCGCCACAAUCCGGAAAGCACCAUCGGCCAAUCGGAAGAAGUGCAGAUCGCGCGCGAUAUGGCGCACCUCUUACCGACCAAGAUUACCAGACUACACAGAGGAGAACGCCUGGCAGAUUGAUACGUUCCAACCGGCCGGCCGGCCGCACUCACUGUCUUUCACGCACGGCAUUUUCAACUUUCCAGGCAUCAUAUUUUCCCUUGUUUAGGUUUCUCGGUAGCCCUGUCCCAUAUUCUUGCGUUCCUGUACUUGUUUCGUGUCCAACGGCUCCGAGGUCGUCAUUCCAUUCUGAAUUAGGUUGUCUG
Messenger RNA from Opisthorchis viverrini, 1842 nucleotides. RefSeq lists its product as hypothetical. The transcript is spliced from 6 exons. The annotation marks the transcript as partial. The record is from RefSeq and is a predicted model, not a curated record. Lineage: Eukaryota; Metazoa; Platyhelminthes; Trematoda; Opisthorchiida; Opisthorchiidae.